Messenger RNA from Parastagonospora nodorum SN15, 807 nucleotides. RefSeq lists its product as hypothetical. The transcript is spliced from 2 exons. NCBI's taxonomy places the organism in Eukaryota, Fungi, Ascomycota, Dothideomycetes, Pleosporales, Phaeosphaeriaceae. Gene Ontology annotation, molecular function: peroxidase activity. The record is from RefSeq and is a predicted model, not a curated record. The coding region runs from base 1 to 807 and encodes 268 amino acids.
AUGAAGCUCUUCUUCCUCCUCAGCGCGCUGAUUGCGUUUGUCUGCGCCGAUGCCAACUUCGCAGACUGGCACCCGCAAGGCGACGGCGAAGUGCGCUCGCCCUGCCCAGCGCUCAACUCCCUCGCCAACCACGGCAUCCUCCCACGAGACGGGCACAACCUCACUGUACCCAUCCUCGUCAAAGCCAUGGGCGAAGGCCUCAACGUCUCCCCCGAAGUUGCCACCUCCCUGUCCAACCUCGGCAUGACUCUGUCCAAAAACACAGCCAGCGGCGCUUUCAACCUCGACGACUUGAACAAGCACAACGCCAUUGAGCACGACGGCAGCCUCAGCAGGAAGGACAUUGACCUCGGCGGCAACGAGAAGUUAGAUGCCGAUACGUUCAAGCAGACGCUGGGCUUCUACAAGGGCGCGAGCAACAUUGGACUUGACGAAGUGGCUGCGGCCCGCUGGGGUCGUGUGCAGAACUCCAAGACGAGGAACUCCAAGGUCCAGUAUGGCGAUGCGCAGCGGUUUCCGUCGUACUUUGAGUCUUCGGCGUAUUAUCAGCUGUUCAAGGAUCCGAACUCGAGCAAGGCUAGGGUGGAUUGGAUCAAGGUCUUUUUCCAGGAGGAGCGCAUGCCAGUCAACGAGGGAUGGAAGCCCGUCAACCACAUCGAUGGCUUCUCGGUUGCUCAGGUGAUCUUGCAGUUGGUUAUGCGCACGCCAGAGAAGGUUACUGAUGCCACUUCGCCGUCUGAUAACUUCUGCAUUGCGGGCUUCUGUGGUCUUUCGCCGGGCGGCUUUUUCAAGUCUUUCCGGGCCUAG